This is a messenger RNA of Vigna unguiculata (cowpea), 609 nucleotides long. Its product is annotated as cytochrome P450 CYP736A12 pseudogene. Lineage: Eukaryota; Viridiplantae; Streptophyta; Magnoliopsida; Fabales; Fabaceae. The record is from RefSeq and is a predicted model, not a curated record.
AUGUCCUUAAAGCUAGGGCAGGUCCCAGCCAUAGUGGUUUCUUCCCCACAAACUGCAGAACUGUUCCUCAAAACCCAUGACAUUGUUUUUGCCAGCAGACCCAGAACCCAAGCCUCAGAAUUUCUUUCUUAUGGCAAUAAAGGUAUGGCCUUUUGUGAGUACAGUGCAUACUGGCGCCACGUGAGGAAAGUGUGCACUGUGCAGCUUCUGAGUGUCUCAAAGGUUGAGAUUUUUGCUCCUCUGAGGAGAGAGGAGUUGAGAGUGUUGGUGAAGUCACUGAAAAAUUCUGCAGAAUUAGGUGAAGUUGUGGAUCUGAGUAAUUUGCUGGGAGAGCUUAUGGAGAACAUAGUGUUCAAAAUGGUGUUGGGGCGUGCCAAAGAUGACAGAUUUGACUUAAAAUUUCUGAUUGAAGAGGUGAUGAACUUGCUUGGAGCUUUCAAUCUUGCAGAUUACAUGCCCUGGCUUGAGGUGUUUGAUUUUCAGACUCUGGAAAGGGGCAGCCAGCAGGACCCUCCGCAGUUCCUCCCUCAGCCUCUACCCUUUUUGGGUCCUCUUAGAUCAAGACUGAAAACUCUGCCACUUUGCCAAUUUCUUGACUCCACCAAGUGA